This is a messenger RNA of Salarias fasciatus (jewelled blenny), 4822 nucleotides long. RefSeq names its product CD109 molecule (gene cd109). The transcript has 34 exons. NCBI's taxonomy places the organism in Eukaryota, Metazoa, Chordata, Actinopteri, Blenniiformes, Blenniidae. The coding region runs from base 215 to 4552 and encodes 1445 amino acids. Gene Ontology annotation, molecular function: endopeptidase inhibitor activity. Gene Ontology annotation, cellular component: extracellular region. The record is from RefSeq and is a predicted model, not a curated record.
CUUGGCUCGGAAGUGGAUUGAGAGAAACAAUGCAGAUAAAUGAAGACAGAAAACCAGUAUCGCCCCCUGCUGGCCAGAUGCAGGGGACUUGGUUAACUGUAUCUGAGGAGGAGCAGGUGGGCGUGGAAGCAGUUUACAGGCAUGAGGGCAGCGGCUGAUCUCACCUGGCUUCAUUACGAAGCGAAGCCUCAUGCAGAGAGGUUGAUCCAUCCACAUGGAGCGUCUUCAGGUGUGGGGAUUUCUCAGCCUCUUCGUCGUCACCGUCGCCCAGAACAGCAGCCUGGACCCUCAGCCCUCCUACCUGCUGCUGGCGCCCAGGCUCCUCCGGCCCGGGGUUCCUACAUCGCUGUCGGUCUCCAUCCUGACCGGUUCAAAGGUCACUGUGUCCGCUCACAUCGUCCACGGCAACCAGACUCUGACCUCCAACUCCACAGAGAUCCAAGGAGGCUCGACCGGGCUGCUGGUUCUUCAACCUCUUCAGGUUGAAAACAGCGAGUCUUCUGACUGGUCCCCGUUCCGCCUGGAGGUUUACGGCGAAACGGACGGAGUCCAGGUUUUCCGGAACUCCACAGACCUGCGACUGGACCCCAGAUGCCUGUCCACCCUCAUCCAGACGGACAAGCUGAACUACCUGCCAGGGCAGAAAGUGAAGAUCAGAGCCGUGUCCAUUGACUUCAGUGGGAGGCCGUUCAUCAGCCCCGUGGACAUCGUCAUCAGAGAUCCCAGAGGAAACAUGCUCAGACAGUGGCUGGAUCUGAGCGGCGUCCUCGGCGUCGUGUCCAAAGAGUUCCAGCUGUCGGAGAACCCUCCUCUGGGUCAGUGGACCAUCCUCACCACAGUCAAAGGAAUUUCCACUGUGAAGAAUUUCGUUGUGGCUCAGUAUGUGCUGCCAAAGUUUGAGGUAGUGAUAAACGUCCCGGAUGUCAUUUAUCAGCAGGAUCCUCUGCAGGGCUCCAUCACAGCCAAGUACACAUAUGGAAAACCUGUCCAGGGACGCAUGAGUGUAACAUUCAUUCAUCAUUUUCUGGGUAAUAAUGAAGUUAACACUAUGGACAAAGAGAUUGACGGCACUGAAGACUUCUCAUACAUGGUCUCUGAUGAGAAAAUCACGUCUCUCACAAUUGUGGCUAAUGUGACUGAACAUCUCACGGGUCUGUCCUAUAACAGCACAGCAAUGGUUACUUUGGCAAAAACCAAAUACAAAGUAACCUUUGACUGUUACCCAAAAAUACUGCGACCCUUGGGUUUCACCGCUAGGCUGCAUAUAUCUACAUACGAUGGUCGACCACUGUCGCCUGAGGACCAGCAGAAAAUGGUUCAAGUGUCGGUGACGCAGGAAAAAGCUUCCUGGGUUUUAAUGGGGAACUGGAGGGACGACAUGCAGCCUCAAAGACUGAAUGCUUCAGACUCGAUAGAAAUGCAGCCCCCGCAAGAAGAGCCCCACCACGAAGAGAUGGAAUUAGCUGUGCCUCCAGAUGGAGUCAUACCUCUCAACAUCGACAUCAUGAAUCAAACUGACGUACUCAGCAUUUAUGCCUCUUUUGACGACAGCCACAACUAUCUACAUCUCUACAAAAGCUACAUAUCCCCCAGCGACAGUUACCUGCAGAUUCAGAAGCCUUCCAGCUCUCUCGAGGUUGGGUCUCCUUUCAUCCUGCAUGUUGACAGUAAUUUUCCAAAGAUGGACAUUCACUUUGUGGUGACAUCCAAAGGUCAGGUGGUUCUGGCUGGGAAAAGCUCUGGGGAUCUGACUCUGGUCCCAGAUGCCUCCUGGGCUCCUGUGGCCUGUAUCGUCAUCUACUGCGUUAAUCCCAGCGGAGAAAUCAUUAACGAUGUGAUUCAGCUCCCCGUCAAACAGUUCUUACAAAACCAGGUUUCUCUGAACUGGAGCAGCCCGGUGUUGAGUCCAGCUGACGACGUAACGCUGAGGGUCACGGCGGCUGAUCCCUUCUCUCUGGUCGGGAUUCUGGUGGUUGACAAAGCGGCGCGAUUGGGAGGAUCACCCAACGAUAUAACGGAGGAGAGAGUGCUGAAAGAGAUGGAGGAGUUCAACAAUUCUCCAUCUGAUGAGUACCCGAUGAUGAUGGAAAUGGGAGAUCCAAACUCAAUCUUCGAGACAUGUGAUCUUGUGGCGUUGACUGAUGCCAAGCUACCUCCAACCAAAUAUCUGCAAGAUGAGUUUCCAGGGGAGAUUAUGUUUCAGUUGGACAAGCCAUAUGGGCAACAGCCAGAACCACACGAACGCCAGAACUUUCCAGAGACCUGGGUCUGGAUGGACGUUGACACUGGCGAUUCGAGCACAGCUGAGGUUUCUCUGACCGUCCCGGACAGCAUCACCAGCUGGGUUGCUUCAGCCUUCGUCAUGUCCGACAGACUCGGUCUGGGGGUCGUGCAGCAGCCAGCAGUGCUCACAGUUUUCCAGGAUUUCUUCUUGUCCCUGAACCUCCCGGCCUGCAUCGUCCGAGGAGAGGAGCUGGUUCUGGAGAUUGUUCUGUAUAACUAUCUCCAGGAGAACCUGGAGGUAACCGUGAUUGUGGCGUGGAGCGACACCUUCGAGUUCGUCUUCCCAGAAAACGAGGGGCUGGCCAUGCCCGGCGUCCGCCGGGUGUCCGUGGAGGCCGAGAGCGGGGCGACGGUCCUCGUCCCCGUCAGGCCGCUGGUCCUCGGAGAGAUGCUCCUGUCUGUGAAGGCCACGUCGUCCGCGGCGUCGGACCUCGUCCGCAGGACGGUGCUGGUCAAGGCCGAAGGACUCGAACAGUCGUUCUCCGCCUCGCUGCUGCUCGAGCUCUCCUUGUCCGAGACGAGCCUCUCCAGAGACGUCCACUUCUCCUUCCCUCCGGAUGUUGUGGAGGGCAGCGAGAGGGUUACAGUGACAGCCGUCGGUGACAUCCUGGGUCCGUCCAUCAACGGUCUGGACUCCCUGAUCCAGCUGCCGUACGGCUGCGGAGAGCAGAACAUGAUCAACUUCGCUCCAAACAUCUACGUCCUGCAGUAUCUGAGCGCCACCGGCCAGGACAACCCGGACAUCAGGGAGCGAGCGGAGGGAUUCAUGCUCAAGGGUUACGAGCGGGAGCUCUCCUUUCAGAGGCUGGACGGCUCCUUCAGCGCCUUCGGAGAGAGCGACGCCUCUGGAAGCACCUGGCUGUCGGCCUUCGUGCUGAGGUGUUUCCUGCAGGCGCGGCCCUUCAUCGGCAUCGACGACCACGUGCUGCGGAGCACGGCCGCCUGGAUCGUGGCGCAGCGCGGCGCCGACGGGAGGUUCGAGGAGCCCGGCCGGGUCAUCCACACCGAGCUGCAGGGAGGCCUGGACGGGCCCGUGUCUCUCACCGCCUACGUCCUCAUCGCCCUGUUGGAGGACGCAGACAUCCGGGCUCAGUAUUCGAGCCACAUCUCUGCGGCUCUCACCUUCCUGGAGCUGCGCCUCGCUCUGGGCAUCCCCUCCAACUACAGCCUGGGCCUGGUGGCCUACGCCCUGGCCCGGGCGGGAAGCCCCAGCGCCGUGAUCGCACUCAGCAAUCUGACUGGACGCGCUGAGAUGACGGACGGCGUGCCGAUGUGGCCGUCGGGGGACGCCGGCCUGUCGGCGUCGUGGCAGCCCCGCUCUGCAGAGAUCGAGCUGGCGUCCUACGUGCUGCUAACGCAGCAUCAGCUGGGCUACGUGGCCGAAGGUCUGGCGCUCAUGAAGUGGCUGAGCCGGCAGAGGAACCACAGGGGGGGAUUUGGAACCACUCAGGACACGAUCACGGCGCUGCAGGCUCUGUCCACCUUCGCAGUCCUGGGAGGAUCCGGCGAGUUGGACGUGACCAUCGGGGUGAGGGACGGCGCUUCAGCCGAAGCGGCCUCCUUCCACAUCCACCAGGAGAACUACCUGCUCCACCAGAGCCAGCAGAUUGAGCCAGAAGACGAGCUGAACCUCCAGGUGACGGCAGAAGGCCGCGGACUCGCCUUGUUUCAGCUGAACGUCUUUUACAACAUCAGAAACGAUGCGCCGGCGAAGAGGAGGAGGAGGAGGAGAGACGUCGUCGAUCACGAGGCGUUUAAUGUUCUGCUGGACCUGGAAGACCUGGAAGAUCACAACGAGGUGCUGCUGCACGCCUGCACCAGUCUGUCUGAGGACGCGGGUCUGAACGUGACGGGGAUGGCCAUCAUGGAGGUGGGUCUGCUCAGCGGCUUCGGCCUGUCGCCGGCCGGACUGCAGACCAGCGACGUGGUGAAGAAGGUGGAGACGGCGGCGGGGAAAGUGGUGCUGUACCUGGACUCGGUGGAAGCCAUCGAGGAGGUGUGUGUGACGAUUCCUCAGGUGAUGGAGUUCAAAGUGGCAAAAGUCCAGGAUGCAAAUGUUGUGGUCUACGACUAUUAUGAACCACGGCGGAGGACCUCCAGCCCGUAUCGGUCCGACCGGCUGCGUGAGACGCCCACCUGCUCGCUGUGCGGCGACGACUGCAGCCGCUGUCAAGGGAACGACGACGUGCAGCUGAACGCCGCGGCGCCCGGCGGCCUUCACCUCCUGCUGCCCCUCCUCCUCCUCCUCCUCUUCGUCUUCAGCCUCUAGGUUCUGUCUGUCAGGCGAGGCUCGGCCUCGCCGGCGUCAGUCGGCAGCUUCAUGAGGAAUGUACACUGUUUUCUUACAACCUAAUCCGUGUGAGUGGAAACUGUCAAAUGAGAAUAAAACUAAAUCAUUUCCUGUUUUUGAUGGUUUCUUCUGUCUAUUUUCCAUUCUGGGGGUCGUAUAGAGACUUGACUCUAAUCCAUGGUUAUCAGUCACAUGGCUUUGAUGUAAAAUGAACCGGGUCUACUAGAUAGUCCACUCAUGAGGACCAAC